GACUUUCCGGUUAGUUCGCUGCAUAUCACGAUUCCCGUAAUUGAGUUCUCAACUAACCAAACCGGCCAUUGGAUCCCAGGCGGAGAAAAAACAUGUGGAAAAAAACUGAGCGAUUGGAUCAUACAGCAUCACAACUAAAAUUCAGACUCCCUACCCCCACUAUCGGUUCAUAAUCUAGACUGCAGAUAAUAAACAUCCGUCGGGAAUAUCGGUCUCCAAGAGAGAAACUCCGAACCCAUCAGAAAUGGAAGCUCUUCUGUGCAGAAAAUUGGGUGAUCCUACUGUGGCAGCACAAGAUGAUUCUAGCCCAAUAUUUGUCUCCAAAAACCACCCUAUCCCUGAGUUGGAUUCUCCCACUUCUGUAAGGGUUAGAAUCAAAGCCACCAGCUUGAAUUUUGCAAAUUAUUUGCAGAUACUGGGUAAAUAUCAAGAGAAGGCUGCUUUGCCAUUCAUCCCAGGUUCCGAUUUUUCUGGCUUCGUUGACUCCGUUGGCCCCAAAGUUUCCAACCUCAGAGUCGGAGACCCUGUUUGUUCCUUCGUUCCUCUUGGCUCUUUUGCUGAAUUCAUCGUUGUAGACCAGAGCCAACUGUUUCGCGUACCUGAAGGUUGUGAUCUGGUUGCUGCCGGCGCCCUUCCAGUGGCUUUCGGUACUUCACACGUCGCACUCGUCCAUAGAGCUGGAUUGACCUCUGGUCAGGUAUUGCUUGUUUUGGGUGCCGCAGGAGGUGUUGGCCUUGCAGCCGUACAAAUUGGGAAAGCUUGCGGUGCCAUUGUCAUAGCUGUAGCUAGGGGAAGCGAAAAGGUGCAGCUCUUGAAAUCACUUGGUACUGAUCAUGUGGUGGACUUGGCUUGUCAAAAUGUCACUCAAAGUGUCAGAGAGUUUCUUAACGCUCGAAAGCUCAAAGGGGUCGAUGUCCUGUAUGACCCAGUUGGAGGCAAGCUUACUAAGGAGACUAUGAAGCUUUUGAACUGGGGAGCUAACAUUCUGAUCAUUGGGUUUGCAAGCGGAGAAAUUCCUGUCAUCCCUUCUAAUAUAGCUCUUGUAAAGAAUUGGACAGUGCAUGGUCUUUACUGGGGUAGCUAUAAAAUACAUCGCCCGGCUGUUCUUGAAGACUCUGUUAGGGAGCUACUAUCCUGGCUGGCAAGAGGCUUGAUUUGUAUCCACAUUUCUCAUUCUUACCGGCUCACAGAGGCCAACCUCGCCUUUGCUGCUAUCAGAGAUAGAAAAGCUAUUGGGAAGGUGAUGAUUGUUUUUGAUGAGAAACGUCCCAUAUCUAAGCUGUGAAUCCGCUAAAGUUGAAGAAUUUUGCCUCGUUUAUGGUGCCUUUUGAUGUCUGGAUAACAUUUUCCAAUAAAUGUAUGGCACAUGUACAUUUAGCCAAACUAUGGUGCUAAUGAAAGAUGGUCAUCCCUCAGUUUUAGUCACUGUCUA
Neltuma alba is the source of this 1432-nucleotide messenger RNA. Its product is annotated as quinone oxidoreductase-like protein 2 homolog. NCBI's taxonomy places the organism in Eukaryota, Viridiplantae, Streptophyta, Magnoliopsida, Fabales, Fabaceae. Bases 245 to 1285 code for a protein of 346 amino acids. The record is from RefSeq and is a predicted model, not a curated record. Gene Ontology annotation, molecular function: zinc ion binding; oxidoreductase activity. The transcript has 6 exons.